Auxenochlorella protothecoides is the source of this 1185-nucleotide messenger RNA. RefSeq names its product Armadillo repeat-containing protein 6. Gene Ontology annotation, molecular function: protein binding. The record is from RefSeq and is a predicted model, not a curated record. Lineage: Eukaryota; Viridiplantae; Chlorophyta; Trebouxiophyceae; Chlorellales; Chlorellaceae. The transcript is spliced from 8 exons. The coding region runs from base 1 to 1185 and encodes 394 amino acids.
AUGGUGCGCGUGCAGGAAACUUUUGAUGAGGCCGUCCGAGAAAACAUCGUAGAAUUUGACAUGGAGGCAGAGGAGGCUCUGAAAUCGGCCAUUGCCGAGUUUGAGGAUCAGAACGUGGACCUGUCCAACAUCAUCAAAUCUGUCUCAGGGGGCAACACGUCAGGGCACCCAGCGGCGGAGUGCUUGGCUACUGUGAAGACUGCUUCAGGUGCCGAGUUUGUCCAGGCCUGUCACCACCUGGUGUUGCUCUUGGAGGAUCCAGAGGGAGAAGCCUCCAACAUCCUGCUUCAGCGGGGAGCAGUGGGCGCUCUCCUGAGCGUUCUCGAGGCCGGCGGGGGCGCUGCGGACGCCGAGGGUGCAAGCGCGGGGCUGCGUGUCCUCAAGGCCCUCUUCGGCACACGCUCACACCAGACAGCAUGCCUGGAGGCUACUGGACCGCCCAUCCUCCAAGCCAUCGUGGCGAGACCGGAAAGCACAUUGGGUGUAAAAGCACUUGGCCUGGAGGCGGCCACGGCCCUGGCGCGCAAGCAUGAGGCCGGCAAGGUGGCAUUGCUGGUGGCGGGCAUGGCCUCUGCCGCCCUGCCCGUUCUGGAGUCUCUAUCGGCCAACGAGGAGUUGUGUGGCGUGGCGGCAGAGCACGGCGCUCUCGGCAUCCUGCUGCGCCACUUCAGCGCAGCCAGCAAAGCCGGGGAGGAGAGCGUCAUGCGGGCUGCCUGCGCCGCCCUGCGCCAGCUCUGCUCCUCCGACUCGUGCAAAGCCGCCUUCCUGGACCAGGAUGACGUGAUCCCACGACUCGCUUCCGCGCUCAAGCGGUACAACACACGGCCCCUCAUUACUGAACAGGUGCUGGGGCUGAUGACUAACCUUACCUUACGCAAUCCGGCCGCCUCCCUGGCUCUUGUGGGGGAGCGUGGGUGCCUGGACGCGGUCCUCAGGGCGCUCACUGCUGCAGCCAUGGAGCGGACCGCUGACCCACGGGCCGCCUCGGCGAUGCGGCAGGGAUGCAUGGCCAUCCGCAACAUGGCUGUCAGGUGUGAAGAGGCUAAGACAGAACUCCUUGCGCUGCAUGCUCAAGACGUGCUGUACUCCAUCAGGGACUCCUCGGCCCCAGGAGCCCUCCAGGACGCUGCAUCAGCGGCGCUGCGAGACCUGGGCAUGCUGGAUUAUCUGCCCAAAGCGCGAUAG